CUUACAACCAUAUCUUUCAGUGAAAUCUCUCAAAAUGCGUUUCGGAGCUAUCCUAACAUUUUCUGCAAUCGCUGCCAUUGCUUCUACCGUCCAAGCUGAUUAUGCUCCUAAUGUUGCCUCGAGGGAACCUAGCAUUAGCCCGAGAGAACCUGGUGUAGCAAACAAUCCAUAUACAGACGGCUCGGUCGAGGCUGCUAGCGCGAUGAACGUGGUGCGACGAAAUAUACUCAGCCUUACAAAGAGAGAUGAGCCAAAGGAAAACGAAAACGAACAGAAGGAAAACGAACAGAAGGAAAACGAACAGAAGGAAAACGAACCAAAGGAAAACGAACCAAAGGAAAACGAACCAAAGGAAAACGAACCAAAGGAAAUCGAAAAAAACGAAGUCGAUAAUGGCAAGCGCAAGCGCAGCUUGGCCAAGCGAGCAGAACGGGACGAGAACGAACAUGAAGCUGAUGAAAAGGACAACGAGCCAGAAGAAAACGAAAAGGACGAGAACGAUAACGGCAAGCGCAAGCGCAGCUUAGCCAAGCGAGGAGAACGGGACGAGAACGAGCCCGAUGAGAACGAGAAUGAGCCUGAUGAGAACGAAGCUGACGAGAAAUAG
Zychaea mexicana is the source of this 607-nucleotide messenger RNA. RefSeq lists its product as uncharacterized. NCBI's taxonomy places the organism in Eukaryota, Fungi, Mucoromycota, Mucoromycetes, Mucorales, Lichtheimiaceae. The record is from RefSeq and is a predicted model, not a curated record. The transcript has a single exon. Bases 35 to 607 code for a protein of 190 amino acids.